GAUUAUCAUCCAAAGAGAGAACAAGGCGAAUUUGCCAGUCUACGGUUAUGGUUACAGUAACGGUGGAAUGUUGGUGGAAUCUCUAUUAUGCCAUAAGAUCAUCCAACGAGCCGUAUCGGUUAAUGGUGUUCUAGCUCUCCGGCCUGGUCUAACCAAAGCUUUCAAGGUUUGCGAUAAUAUCUAUGAUGACACUACUGUGGUCCCGAAACCUCCAGCACCGAGAAUGGCCAGU
This is a messenger RNA of Perkinsus marinus ATCC 50983, 232 nucleotides long. RefSeq lists its product as hypothetical. The record is from RefSeq and is a predicted model, not a curated record. The annotation marks the transcript as partial. The transcript has a single exon. Lineage: Eukaryota; Perkinsozoa; Perkinsida; Perkinsidae.